This is a messenger RNA of Triticum turgidum subsp. durum (durum wheat), 1146 nucleotides long. The record is from the annotation of a GenBank genome assembly. Lineage: Eukaryota; Viridiplantae; Streptophyta; Magnoliopsida; Poales; Poaceae.
AUGAAAGGAACACAAGCCAUUAGUGUGACUCUUCUCAUGUCAUUUCUUGUUCUAGCGACUAGAGGAAAAGAUGUGAGCUAUAGAAUGCAAGAGGAAGACAGUACUCAGAUUCUCACUUAUCAAGGAGUUAAUAAAACCAUUCAGAUGGAAGACGGAGACGUCUAUGACUGCAUCGAUGUGUAUAAGCAACCGGCAUUUAACCACCCAUUGUUGAAAGACCAUAAAAUCCAGAUGAAACCAAGGUCUUUCCCUGUUUGGAAGGAUACCCAAACAUUUCCUUCGGAUUCUUUUUCACAAGUGCAACCAUCUAUCAUCAAGUGCCCAACAGGAACAAUUCCAAUACUGCGUAGUAAUGCAAGUAGCACCAUAGCAACACACAAUAUUGAUGGGCUAAAAAAUGAUAUGCAAUGGGAGAGGGCGGGACUCAGAUACAUUGGUGAUUUAUUUGGGGCGCGUGCUCUAAUAAAUGUUUGGGAGCCAAAGGUUAAUAAAGGUAGCCAGGAUUCUAGUGCACUUUGGAUAAAUAUUGAAAAUGGAAGAGGACAACACACGGAUCGGAUGGGCGCUGGUCUUCGGGUAUCUCCAACAUUGAGUCGUGAUGCUUUUGUUAGAUUUCAUGUUGCUUGGUACGAUGGCUAUUCAAAGAAGUCAUGCAUUGACUUCAACUGUCCUGGAUAUGUGCAAGUCCACCACAACGUUGCUCCUGGAUCAAGAAUUCAACCAUCCUCUAUCUAUGGUGGAGUACAGAAAGUAGUAGACGUUCAAAUAUUCAAGGAGCCGACAUCAGGCCAUUGGUGGGUGAGUGUCAAUAAAAUACCAAUUGGAUAUUGGCCGGGCGGAUUAUUCAAAUUCAUUAGAUACAAGGGUGAUUUCGCGUUCUGGGGCGGGCAGGUUGAGGGGCCGACUGCCGCAUCAAACUCUCCGCAAAUGGGUAGCGGGCAAUUUGCUUCGGAAGGAUUCAGAAAAGCGGCGUUCAUGGAAGGCAUUGAGAUUGCUGAUGAUAAGGGCUGGUUUGUGACCCCGGAUAUAUCUCGAGUGAAGCAUGGGUCGAGCGAUCGGUCCAAAUACACCGCCGAUGGAUUUGAAGUUACAAAGGAUUUAGGUAUGCGUAUCUUCUAUGGUGGACCAGGGUCCAAGAGGGCCUGA